GUUGCCGUCUCCGGGGCUCCGUCGCCCGCGCCGCUUUGCCUUCUCGGCCCCGGGGGCGGCCGCUCGGCGGUCCUGCGGCUUUCGCUCUUGUCGCUGCGGGCCGCGGGGCCGAGGCCAUGUCCCGAAAGCAGGCGGCGAAGAGCCGGCCGGGCAGCGGCAGCCGGAAAGCCGAGGCCGAACGCAAGCGGGACGAGCGGGCGGCGCGCCGGGCCCUGGCCAAGGAGCGGCGGAACCGGCCAGAGUCCGGCGGCGGCGGCGGCGGCGAGGAGGAGUUCGUCAGCUUCGCCAACCAGCUGCAGGCCCUGGGGCUGAAGCUGCGGGAGGUGCCGGGGGACGGCAAUUGCCUGUUCAGAGCUCUUGGUGAUCAAUUGGAGGGACACUCACGAAAUCAUCUGAAGCACCGACAAGAAACAGUGGACUACAUGAUAAAGCAGCGGGAAGAUUUUGAACCAUUUGUAGAAGAUGACAUUCCUUUUGAGAAGCAUGUGGCCAGUUUGGCAAAGCCUGGUACUUUUGCUGGCAAUGAUGCAAUUGUAGCCUUUGCAAGAAAUCAUCAAUUGAAUGUGGUGAUUCAUCAACUUAAUGCCCCAUUGUGGCAGAUUCGUGGUACAGAUAAAAGCAAUGGGAGGGAGUUACACAUUGCAUAUCGGUAUGGAGAACACUAUGACAGCGUUCGGAGGAUCAAUGACAAUUCAGAAGCUCCCGCCCAUCUCCAGACUGAUUUUCAGAUGCUUCGUCAAGGUGAAUCAAGUAAAAGAGAAAAGAUGAAGACAAAGGGAGUUGACUUUGAAGACGACCUGAGAGAUGAAGUAGAAGACGCUGUCCAGAAAGUUUGCAAUGCAACUGGAUGUUCAGAUUUUAAUUUAAUAGUUCAGAACCUGGAAGCUGAAAAUUAUAAUAUUGAUUCUGCAAUAAUUGCCAUGCUUCAGAUGAACCAAGGGAAAGGAAAUAAUGCAGAGGAGAAUCUCGAGCCGAGUGGCCGAGUGGCGAAGCAGUGUGGCCCUUUAUGGGAUGAGGGUGGCAGUGGCUCCAGAAUCUUUGGAAAUCAGGGCUUAAAUGAAGGCAAGACUGAAAACAAUAAGGCGCGGGCCAGCCCUAGUGAAGAAAACAAAGCAAAUAAAAACCAAGUCCCAAAGAUCACAAACAGACAGAGGAGAGAGCAGCAGCGGCUGGAGAAGAAGAAACGACAGGAGGAGAGACAUCGUCACAAAGCCCUGGAGAGUAGGAGCAGCCACCGGGACAACAACAGGAGCGAAGCAGAUGCGAACACGCAGGUCACCUUGGUGAAGACCUUUGCUGCUCUCAACAUCUGACUCUGGCCUCCCGGGAGCCGUGAGAAGCAGAUGGAAAGUGGAGCGCCGCACACCAGGCUUCCAGUGAGGCCGUCCUUUUUACACAACGAAACACAACCAAUAAAACCCACACACAAGCACUCCCACCGAGUUAGUUUCCUUCAGGCUGCCUCUUUUUUGUUCAAAGUUUUGUUAGUGAUGUGUUUUUUAUGAAAGUACAGUGAAGCCAUUCAUAUUCUGUAAUACAAACUGAAAAUACUGAGUUUGAGGAAUGGACAGUUAGGUCAGGAAAAUCCUUUUAAGUGUGGCUUUAUUUGCCUUGAAAAUCAGAGUUCGGUGACCCUGGGAUCUUUCCCUUAUACUUGGGGUGAGUUUUGCUGUAAUUGUUCAUGAAGUAGUUUAGAGUAAUUGUAAGAAAUUCAGAAUGACAAGUUUUCUUAGUUUCUUUUUCAUUUUCAAACUGAUACUAACAUAUAGGGUAGUUUAUAAAUGAUCUCCAACUCAGGAAUGUGUUUAGGUUUAAUUUUCUUCUAAUACAACUUACUCAGAAAAUGAUUCAGGAAGUGUUUUCCCAAGGUAAUAUGAUACGAGGGUUGUGAUCUAUAGUCAGGGUGGAAAUUAAACUACAUUUCUCUCCUUCCUGAUCCUGAUGUUAUUUCAGAUGGGAUACAGGUGUUGCUGGUUCAUUUGCACUCAAGCCAUAAGAUAAAUGCACCUGACUGUUAAUUAGGUCUGGGCUUGGCUGGAAGGUCUACAGUGUUUUUAGUACUUGUCCGUUGAUAAUGGGAAGACUGUUUUUUUAAUAUAAUUCUGGAAUUCUGAUUGUAGAGCAGAAAUUGUAGCUGUAAAGGGAGAAAUCAGGGGAUUCCUGGGUUUUUGCCUAGGAAGAGUCUAAAGAGUUACUUGCUGUUAUAGGACAACUGGAAGAAUAUGUGUAUCUAAGGUUUUUCAUGUUCUCAUUUUAAAUAACUGCAUUUUCUACCCUACUGUUCUAGACUUAGAAAGAUGCUUCCGAGAAAUAAAUGGUAACUUGACCUCAUAGGUUGCUAAAUUUUCUAAGUAUUGUAGAAAUGAAAUCCCAUAAUAUUUUCAUUCAUUUCUUUUUCCCUGUUUGGGAUUUCAGUGUUGGGAAAGCUUUCCAGCACCUGCCAGAAGUUGUCAGUGACUUAGGUUAGACCAGAAGAGAAGAGAAUGUACUUUGGCUAAGGCCUUUGAAUGAUCCACAGUUGUGAAAUAGACAGAUUUGGGCAGUGGAGAGAUGUUAUUCUUAAAACCGAAUUGGGUGGAUGUGAACUUUAAAACUGUAAUGUGUGAGGUAGCCAAUCUUGGACAGUCUUUGCCUUUUGGGAAACUAAUAAUAUCAAAUUUAGACAAAUAAUAUCAAAAGGUAAAUUAUUAGUUGUUUCCCACUCUCCUCAAACUUCAAGAUUAUAAAAAUUCAGAGGUGAAGAGAAAACUAUAAAAGUUUUGACAUAUAUAGACAUAUCAUUGUCUGGGUAGGCCCUGGAUUCAGUGAAUUGUCUCUAUCAGCAGGCUGUUUGCUGUCAUCAGUUUUAAUGAUAUGUUUUACUUUUUCAUUUGUUUGACUUUGACUUUUUGUGGUUGGAGUAUCGGUAGUUUCUUGGAAUUGCUCCCAGGACAUCGUGGUUUGGGCUUCCUCCUGGGUAUAGAACAUUGUAAUAUUUAGCAGUUUUUCUUUCCACGUCUCAGAGUCCUGAGUUUGAAGCUCCAGUACUCAGUCCAAACAAGUGAAGGGUCUCUGUUGCUUGACUCACUCUAAGGGAUGGGAUCCAAUGCGUUAGAAUCUAGUGUUCCCUUGGCUUUCAACUCUGGGCAGAUUCCUGACUGGCUGAGCUUUUCUGAAUGAACACUCUUUCUUGUCUUUGCACUGUGUGAGUGCAUAAGACCAGAUCCUCUCAGAAAGAUCAAGACUGUGUAUCAGAACCUGAGUCUGGGGUCACAAGUAGCUGAAGGGAGACCCAUUGUCAGAAGUAGUAGAACUGCUUUAUUUACUUGGUUGAUGAAGGUGGCCUUGAACCCUAUUGGGUGUUAAAAGUUUUAGAUGCUGCUAAAAAGUUAUUAAAGAGUAUUGGGAGCAUUUAUUUAUAAAUUACCUAAUUCUGAUAGUAGGCUUCAGCAUUUCUGGGGUAUAAUACAGUGGUUUUAAAAACUCAUCAAAUGGCUUCAGUAAUUUAUUACCGUUUCACAGCUUUCUAGUUACAAUUGAUCUGUUUACUGUUUUAUUAGGAAUGGGGUACAUGCAUUCAACUUCAGUGAUAUCUUUAGCUAAGUGUUUGAGUUCAGGCUUUACUGCCUCAGUCUCACUGAAGUGUGAGGUAGAUGGAAUUCAUAUACUUAGUUGCCUUAGAGUGGGCACUUGAAAAUUACUUCAUUGGCAGCCAAAAUGGAGGCCCAGUAUGAUUAGUCCUGGGAUGACUAUUGCCAGUAACUGUUACCCUAAUACAGUUACUUAUGUGAACUCUAUAUUAGGAACUGAAUCUGUCUCAGCCUCUGUGUUAUGUCCUUGCUGGUAGAGAUUUGUGUUACAUGCGAUCAUCUCAGUUUGUAGUGAGGCCAGGAGAAAAAUGGGGAGGGAGCAGUGGUCCAUAGCUGCUUACUGGUCUUGUAAACUGUACAUAAAGGUUUUAUGGGUUUUAAAAAAGAAUUUUUUAAAGGUGAAAAUAAGAAAUAAAAUUUUCGUGGCAACAGCUUUGAACUAGAGAAGUAGCUAUAUUAAACAACAUAGAACCACGACUUCUAGAUAAUAUAGUUGUCACCAGGAGAUAUUAGAAAGAUAGAAUGUAUGUGUAUAUUUAAUUUUUUAAUAAUGCUAUCAGGAGCAAAUUCUAGUUGAGAAAUUGUGGCAGAGAGAAGAACCUUAAGUGUUAGUUCUAGUCAUCUGUAAUUUCUUUUAUAAGCUCUAAAGACACUUUCAACCCCAUCUGGCUUCUGAGGGCUUGUGAAGUGGAGUCUCCUUUGUGGGGCAGCUAGAGCUGGGCUUAGAGGGAACCUUCAAGUGGAUGAUUUACAGUGCGUGGCCCUGUUUCACUGGGGAACUUUUACAAUGUGAAGAUGAUUGUCGGGGGGUGGGAGGAGGGCCAUGUUCAGUUGGGCAGAGAGCUGCUCACGUGUUCUGUAGGUGGUAUCAGAUGGACCUUGGCAUUGAACUGUACUCGUAUGAAUCCCUGUAGUCAAUGUGCAAUUUCUCUCAUUCUGAGAAACUCUCUAGACUCUGCCUGGGUUUUACUGGGUCAACAUAGAAUGCUAUCAGUUUACCUCUGUGAAAUGCUCAACUCAAGUAGCCCGUUGGUAAAAGGAAGCUUGUAUUCCUCGUCAGAGUUGACUAAAAGUCACUCUGAGCAAGGGAUCUUUGCAGGUGGGAGGACAAUGGAGCUCUUUGACUUUGGUGUGUCUCACUGGUGGCCCUCUCUCUCCUGUUUUGGGUAGAUGCAUAGUUCUUCACUUUUUACCUCAAGGCUCUGUCUAUCAGAUCUUUAGGUUCAGAGUCUGAUGUACUUUUCCUGUCUUGCCGUUCUCAUUAUUUAUACUUUCAUUCAUCUCAGCUUUCAGAACAGGUGUUGCUAAAACUCUGGGGCCUUCUCACAGUUGUUCUGAGGCGAUUUAAUAAUGGCACUUUUGACAAGGUGUAUUUUUCUGACUCUAAAGCAAAUUGCAUUUUUCCAUUGACAUCAUCGAAUUGAAGAUCUAGAUGGCAUAUUUAAAUUAUAACAAGUCUGCCGUCACAUAGUAGAAAUGGGAAAAUCGGUCAUUUCUGGAAAGUGGAGAUAAUACCGAGCACCAGUCUGCAGGUGCGUGUACAGCGUGUAACUCACUGUGCCCCACUGAGGCGGGGUUCACAGGAAAGAGCCGUGUCUGUGGAUGGCUUGGUCUUCUCCUGUCCUGAGGUAAAAUUCCCUUGAAACACCGCAGGCUCUUAACUGUUUGUUCUGAGCUGUUGCGCUCUAGAGUCUCUCUAUUGAACUAGUCUCUUUAGGGCUACUUUGUAGCUCAAUUAAAAUGUUCGGGAUCCUCGCAGAGUUGCUUGACAAGGGGCUGGUACCAGUGUAAAGAAUAUCUUUUCAUAAAAGCAGGAACUUUUGCGUAGUGAAUUUAUUUUAGGCAAGGCAUACCCGUGAAGCAGAGCUGCUUCUGCUCACUGUGCUGAUCACCCUGGCAAGUAAUGAUCAGUGGAUGGAACCUCGACGGUCUAGCUCCAGUCCUUUGCAUGUCAGCAUCCGGCAGGUCCCUGGUGCUGGCCGUCCAUGACAAUCAUGUGAACUCAGUCACAGACCUCAGCCUGUGGUUUGAUCCCCUGGCAGGUCCCUUGACCAAAACUUGAGCAAUGCUGGUGUGAGUCUCCACAUCUUUCCACUGUUAUGGUUCAUCUUCCAUGGCAGGAAGGACCCUUGGCCUCCCCGGCUCCUCUUCCAGCAUCCUUCACCAGCGCUAAGCUUAUAGAAAAGAAAAGAGCCAGGAGUCAGACUUGACAUCUGCCUGCUUCCUUUCUGAUAUAGAAGUGCUGGUGUGCUUGCCUCAGUCCCCUCUAUGAAGGAGGGAGUGUGUCUGUAGAGAAGGGGCCUUCUCUUUUUUCUAAUUGCACUAUACAUGUUCUAGCUUCAGUCUGGAGAUACUUUAAGACCUCCAUGGGGUCAUGAUCCAUAGACUUAGCAAGUCUUGCCUUAUCUAUGGAGCUGGAUGGUGAGAAAUGUGACCAUUGUCUGGUGUCUGUCAUUCCUUUCCUGUAGAAUUUUUCUUUCCACAGAUUGUGUUUAUGUGAACCAUUUUAUUUUUUAUUUACCAAAGUACUGUACUUGGCUAUUUGCAGUGUUUUCAAAACCAAAUGUUUCUUCUUUUUUGUUUUUAUCUUCAAUACUUGGUGCAAUAGAAGCUGCAAAGAUGUGCCACUUUAUCUAUGAAAUGGAGUUUUGUAUACCAAUAAAUUCUAGUUAAAAAACAAA
Molecule: messenger RNA, 6250 nt
Organism: Cynocephalus volans (Philippine flying lemur)
Lineage: Eukaryota; Metazoa; Chordata; Mammalia; Dermoptera; Cynocephalidae
Gene: OTUD3
Product: OTU deubiquitinase 3
Exons: 8
Coding region: 117-1313 (398 amino acids)
Biological process (GO): protein K11-linked deubiquitination; protein K27-linked deubiquitination; protein K6-linked deubiquitination
Molecular function (GO): cysteine-type deubiquitinase activity
Source: RefSeq, a predicted model, not a curated record